AUCAAACUGAGGUUGAACAAAUCAACCAACCACAAUUUGAGUCAGUUUUAUUUAAAACAAUUCCCAAUAAUUGUUCCAUUCUUGAAUUACUGCGUACGGCAACACUGUGAUUGAAUUUUUGGAUAUUGCGCAACUCACGCGGCCACAGAACGAAAUAAAAGAGACGAGAAAGAAUACAAAAGUUUGGCAAAAUGCAAAAUUCUAUUCAAAGGUUGAUUCACAUCGUCGGUCACCAGACCUACAGUCACUUGCCGAUUCUCUGUGCGGUAGCCCCAACAAAAGUAUCAACAACAACAACAGGUAAAAUGUCAAUUGGAAACUCGACGCGACUCUCCUCAUCCUCUGUGCUGGCCACAGAGUCCUCGAACAAGGGCAUGAUCAUCAUCAACAGGCCGAAGGCGCUGAAUGCCAUCAAUUUGGAGAUGGUGCGCAAGAUUUACAAGCAUCUGAAAAAGUGUGAGAAAUCCAAGUCACUGAUGAUUGUCAAGGGCACCGGUGAUAAGGCCUUUUGCGCUGGCGGAGAUGUGCGUGCUUUAGUCGAUGCUGGACCCACGGACGAGUCGAAGAAUUUCUUCCGUGAGGAGUAUACGAUGAAUGCAUUGAUUGGCAACUACACGAUACCCUAUAUUGCCCUCAUCGAUGGUAUCACAAUGGGUGGCGGAGUUGGACUCAGUGUGCAUGGUAAAUAUCGAGUGGCCACGGAUCGGACUCUGUUCGCCAUGCCCGAGACGGCGAUUGGACUCUUCCCGGAUGUGGGCGGCUCACAUUUUUUGCCACGACUCCAGGGCAAAUUGGGUCUCUAUUUGGGAUUGACGGGUCAGCGUCUGCGUGGCGGAGAUGUUUACUAUGCUGGCAUUGCCACACACUAUUGCGAUAGCAGUAAAAUUCCCGAACUGGAAGCAGCGCUGCUCAACUGCCCGGAUGCGGAUGAGGUGCCCGAUCUGCUGGCAAAAUUCCACACGAAACCAGAGAAACCGUUCGCAUUGCAGCCCUUGCUGGAGCAGAUCAACAAGAACUUUGGCGCCACCUCUAUCGAGGGCAUACUCGAAAACCUGCAAAACGAUGGCAGCGAUUGGGCAAAGAAACAACUGGAGAUCCUUUGCAAAGUUUCACCCACAUCGCUGAAGGUUACCUAUCGCCAGCUGGAGCUGGGCUCCCAGUUGUCCCUGGCCCAGUGUCUGAUUAUGGAGUAUCGUUUGGCUGUGCGUCAUUUGGAGCCACGUGCUGACUUUAAGGAGGGUGUGCGUGCCCUGCUCAUUGACAAGGAUCAGCAGCCCAAAUGGCAGCCAGCCACGUUGGCUGAAGUGACCGAGGAGCAUCUGCAAUGGUUCUUCAGGAAGCUGCCCGACACCGAGGAGCUGAAAUUGUAAUGUAGCCAACGCCGAUGCGUUGCUUGCGUAGUUUGUAGACUGCAUUUUGUUACUACUUCUUCGGCUAUGAUCUUUUUGUCUUCCGCUCUUCUGCACCGUUCGAUGCCAUUCUAUAAACAUUUAAACAUUUCCAAAGAUAACAUUCGUUUAGCAUGCGUAGUUUGCCUGAUCUUUGUUAAUAGUCGCUCUUUUUGGCUGCGUAAGCUGGCUAAAUCUCUGGAAUCUCUUUUAUCUAUCUUCUUUUUUCCAACAGCGACUAAAUCAUGGGAAACCUGUGUUUACACCAGAAAUUUGAUGCAUUUAUAUAUGAGAUAUAUAUUAUACAGAAUAUAUAUAUUUAAAAAUUUACAUGACUAAUUGUGCCUAAAGAAACAGGAUAGAUAUUGAUUAAUAAUAAAUUGAAAAAUGUAUAUAUAUAUUUUAAA
Molecule: messenger RNA, 1795 nt
Organism: Drosophila grimshawi
Lineage: Eukaryota; Metazoa; Arthropoda; Insecta; Diptera; Drosophilidae
Gene: Hibch
Product: 3-hydroxyisobutyryl-CoA hydrolase, mitochondrial
Exons: 3
Coding region: 192-1370 (392 amino acids)
Biological process (GO): L-valine catabolic process
Cellular component (GO): mitochondrion
Molecular function (GO): 3-hydroxyisobutyryl-CoA hydrolase activity
Source: RefSeq, a predicted model, not a curated record